This is a messenger RNA of Anthostomella pinea, 2817 nucleotides long. NCBI's taxonomy places the organism in Eukaryota, Fungi, Ascomycota, Sordariomycetes, Xylariales, Xylariaceae. The record is from the annotation of a GenBank genome assembly.
AUGGGUAAACCCAAUUCGGCGCAAUCGCCCUCUACCAAGGGCGCGUCGUACACACCUCCGAAGCCCGACAACCAGGUCGCGAAGCGUCACGAUGACUACACCUCCGAGGGUGUCAAGGACAACGAUGUCUUCCUGUUGCCCGUGUCCGAUUACCAGGUCAUGCUUCUCGUCACUAUCAUAGGAACCAUUGUGCGCCUGUUCCGUAUCUACCAGCCCACCAGUGUCGUUUUCGACGAAGUCCACUUCGGUGGCUUUGCGUCCAAGUACAUCAAGGGCAAGUUCUUUAUGGACGUUCACCCGCCGCUGGCCAAGAUGCUCAUCACUCUGUUCGGAUGGCUCGCGGGUUUCGACGGCAACUUCGACUUCAAGGAGAUUGGCAAGGACUACCUGGAGCCAGGAGUUCCCUACGUGGCUAUGCGACUAUACCCUGCCAUUUGCGGUAUUCUACUGGUCCCUACCGUCUUCCUGACCCUGAAAGCUGUUGGAUGUCGUACUGCUACUGCCGCUCUGGGUGCCUCCAUGAUCGUCUUUGAGAACGGACUCCUGACCCAAGCGCGCUUGAUCCUGCUCGACUCGCCCCUCGUUCUUGCGACAGCCUUCACCGCCCUGGCCUUCCAAUCCUUCACCAACCAACACGAACAGGGACCUACAAAGGCAUUCGAUGCGAGCUGGUGGUUCUGGCUGGUUAUGACCGGCCUGGGACUGGGCAUCACCGUCAGCAUCAAAUGGGUUGGCCUGUUCACCAUUGCUUGGGUUGGAGGCUUGACCCUGGUGCAGUUGUGGGUGCUGCUUGGCGAUACCAAGACUGUCACCAUUCGCAUCUUCGCAAAGCACUUCAUGGCUCGUUCCUUCUGCUUGAUCAUCAUACCCGCUACUUUCUACAUGGCCAUGUUCGCCAUUCACUUCUUGAUCUUGUCUAACCCUGGUGAUGGAGAUGGCUUCAUGAGCUCCGAGUUCCAAGCCACAUUGAACAACAAGGGCAUGCAAGAUGUACCUGUCGAUGUGGCUUUCGGUAGCCGCGUCUCCAUCCGCCAUGUCAACACUCAGGGUGGCUACCUGCACUCUCACCCCCUGAUGUACCCCGGAGGCAGCCAGCAACAACAGAUCACCCUCUAUCCUCACAAGGACGACAAUAACUUGUGGUUGCUUGAGAACCAGACUCAGCCGUUGGACUUCAAUGGCGAAGCUAUCAACGGCACUGACGCUUGGGACAGCAUCAAGAACAUGACCGAGACCUAUAUCAAGAAUGGUGAUGUGAUUCGCCUGUACCACCCAGCCACUCACCGUCGCCUUCACUCGCACGAUGUCAGACCCCCCGUCAGCGAGCAGGAAUGGCAGAAUGAAGUAUCUGCUUACGGAUACGAGGGAUUUCCAGGCGACGCCAACGAUUUGUUCCGUGUGGAGAUCGUUAAGAAGCAGUCGCUUGGAGCCGUGGCCAAGGAGCGACUUCGCACCAUUCAGACCAAGUUCAGGCUCGUUCACAUCAUGACUGGUUGUGUCUUGUUCUCUCACAAGGUCAAGCUACCCGACUGGGCAUCGGAACAGCAAGAAGUUACUUGCGCCAAGGGCGGCACAAUCCCAAACAGUCUUUGGAUGAUCGAAUCCAACGCUCAUCCCCAACUCGCCGACGAUGCCGAGAAAGUCAACUAUGCCAAUCCCGGGUUCUUUGGCAAAUUCUGGGAGUUGCAGAAGGUCAUGUGGAGGACAAAUGCAGGCCUGGUAGAGUCACAUGCGUGGGACUCUCGGCCCGAGUCUUGGCCAAUCCUUCGCCGUGGUAUCAACUUCUGGGGAAAACAGAACCGUCAGAUCUACUUGAUGGGCAACCCUUUCGUUUGGUAUACGUCAACCCUGGCCGUUGUGAUCUACGUGCUCUUCAAGGGUAUCGCUGUCCUACGUUGGCAGCGAAGCUGUGGUGAUUAUUCCAACGCGACCUUCAAGCGAUUCGACUAUGAAAUUGGGACAUCGGUACUCGGAUGGGCUCUGCACUACUUCCCUUUCUUCAUCAUGGGGCGCCAGCUUUUCUUGCAUCACUACUUCCCUGCCCUCGUCUUUGCCAUUAUGGCAUUUUGCCAGGUCUUCGACUUUUUGACUGCUCGUUUCGCGAUCCCCGGCGUUCGAGAGAACCCAAUUAUCAACAAAGCCGGAGCUAUUACCCUUCUGGCUCUUUCGGCUGUCGCCUUUGCCCUCUUCUCUCCUCUCGCGUACGGAAACGCUUGGACCAAGGCGGAAUGCAAUCGCGUCAAGCUGUUCAACACGUGGGACUGGGACUGCAACAACUUCUUGGAAAGCUACGAUGCCUACUCGUCGAUAAGUGCUGUCCCCAACAAGGCUGUUGAGAGCUCCAAAGCGCCUGUCGUAGAGAACCAGCAGGCCGCGAAACCCGCUGCCGCCGAGAAGCAGCAGGAUUCCCAGGAUUCCCCAAACGGAGUAAUCUCUGGGGCCCCGAAGUUCGAGCCCCAGGGCCAGAAAGUAAUCGGGCGCGAGGAGAAGAUCGAAUACCGGGACCAGGACGGAAACAUCCUCAACGAAGAGCAGGUGAAGGCCCUCGAGGGCAAAGUCGAGUUCAAAACCAAGUACGAAACGAGAACGCGCGUAAUCGACGGAGCAGGCAACGAAGUGCCGAUGCCUCCAGAAGAGCUAGCCGGCGCGGGAGUCGCACCGCCACACCCGGACGUCCAGGGCUCUGAUCAAGAGACGAAGAAAGUGGCCAUGGAUAACCCGAUUCCCAAGGAAGCCUCUUCGAGCAAGGACGGCGAAAUAGAGGCCGAGAGAUCUGUUCCCAAGCCUGCCAGCGAGGGUAACGAGGCCACCGUCUAA